GGAGUCGCGACCUUCCGGUUUUCCGAUGGCCGUGCAAAAUAUCGCGAAAUGUCAAAUUAGCAUACCCGCGGCGAGGUGCGUGUGCGUGACUCUACGGCGUUUCGGCGCGGCCGCGAUCGAGCCGGCGGCGUGGUGCUCCGGCGGCCGGUGACGUUUGCGGCACACGACGGGCGCCGACGAGACGUCGCUUCGUCGUCGUCGUCGUCGCUGCGAAACGAACAGGGCCUGUGGUCGCAGGCUGAAAUUAUGAUGUGACAGUACCCGAAGCAUCCGAGGAGAGUGAUGGCUUCGAUCUGCCGACGCUGGAGACUAUGGAUAUUGCCUGUGCUGACCUGCUUGUACGCGCUGCUUAUCGUUAUACUUGUACCAAUCUUGCUAGUCAACUCCAUCAAGAAUGGGAUUGAGAAGCAAGAUCAGGGUGCGCUGGUGGGUGGAGCUUUCGUCCUGCUGGCGCUGCCCAUCGCCUUUUACGAAAUUGUCCAGCACAUGAUAUACUACACGCAACCUAGGCUACAAAAAUAUAUAAUAAGGAUAUUAUGGAUGGUACCUAUCUACGCGGUGAAUGCUUGGUUAGGUUUGGUGUAUCCUGAAGGAAGUAUAUACGUGGACAGCUUGAGAGAAUGCUACGAAGCUUAUGUAAUAUACAAUUUUAUGAUGUAUCUACUGGCCUAUCUGAACGCCGACCACCAGUUGGAGCACAGACUGGAGAUCUCUCCUCAAGUGCACCACAUGUUCCCCCUGUGCUGCCUACCCGAUUGGGAGAUGGGCAGAGAAUUUGUACAUAUGUGCAAGCAUGGGAUUUUACAAUAUACAGCUGUUAGGCCUAUUACAACUUUAAUAUCGUUCAUAUGCGAAUUGAAUGGAGUCUAUGGGGAGGGUGAAUUCAAGGGGGACGUCGCUUUCCCGUACAUGAUUGCUCUAAACAAUCUGUCGCAGUUCGUCGCCAUGUACUGUCUGGUACUCUUUUACCGUGCCAAUGUAGAGGCCUUGAAGCCAAUGAAGCCAAUCGGAAAGUUUUUAUGCAUCAAAGCUGUCGUGUUCUUCUCGUUCUUUCAAGGAGUGCUAAUAGCUCUUUUGGUAUACUUCGACGUCAUAUCGAGUAUUUUUGGUACGGCUGACUCAGAUACGGCUGCCAUCAGAAAUAUAUCGUCCAAACUGCAGGAUUUCCUAAUUUGCAUAGAGAUGUUUUUAGCCGCGGUGGCGCAUCACUAUAGCUUCUCUUACAAACCGUUUGUCAAUUUGGCGCAGGGUCAAGCAUGGUGGGACGCAUUUAGAGCAAUGUGGGACGUUUCUGACGUGCAUAACGACAUAAAGGAACACUUGGGCGUCGUCGGCUCGUCCCUAAGCCGCAGGAUACGCGGACGCGGUGCAUAUCAGCAGGCUUGGGGAAGCGCGACGGAGCGUACGUCGCUCCUGCCCGAGGCCACGGUGGUGGUGAGCCAAGCGAGAAGCGCGCCUGCCUGUUCGUUCUCGGACUACAACACCGAGGCCGGACUUAACAAUAAUAAUCCAUCCGUCGGAGAAUCCGAGGAGGCGACCGUGAACACGCUGGACAGCAGUAACGCCAUCAAUACGUAGCCGAUACAACCCGAAUUCAUCCGCGUGGGAACGGUACUAGGUACUCGGCGUCCGUUGCCAGACCGGCUUACUUUAGCGCGGACAGCGCUCUUUAAUAUUCUAAAUGGAAAGGGAGGAAAACAUAUAUUUAUAUAUAUAGUUUUCCAACAGCGUUCUCCAGCGUACGCAAUUGUACAAAAUCAUCAUGAUCAUUUACUACAUCACAUGCGUAUCGCGUCAAAAUGUAUUGAUAUAUGCGGUGUAUCCCGGGACCGCGUGAUGUUCCUUGAAUCACGGUCGAUUCGGAGAUGAUCUUCCAUCAAUGAGAAUGUAUGGGACAAUUCUUGACAAUUGUAUCUGACAUUCUCAUUCUGAGCUCGGAACUGAAAUUCUGUAUUUAAAUUUCGCCCGAAAUUGAUAAGAAUCUGCGAGAUCUCGAAUGUCUAUUCCAUCGUGAAAAUCGUCGGUAUUGAAUUAGCUGAAGGAUUUCUAGGAAAGGGACAUCUCGGCAGUCUCGGGACAUCCUGCGCGACGCGAUUUAUGACUUAAGGAAUUUGAUACGACGAGCGAUGAAUUUUUUGAGGAACUCGCUUUGUUACGUUCUUACUUUGCGAAAAACACUCGUGCAUUUUAUGUUACCAAAUGAUAUAUAGUACCAAAUACUAUGUACAUAAAUUUAUAUAUACGUAGAAAGAAAUGUGAUCCCGUAAUGAUAUUUGUACAUACCUUGAACGACUAACGCGUCACAAAACAUCACAUUUUAUCACACGUCCAACAGAUGUACUGAUCUUAUUUUUUUUUUCUUCCACUUGAGGUCUGUUUUUUAUAGCUGAACUGGCUACACUAGUUGAGAGUUUAUCUUUCUUCUUCCAAUAUAGAAAGAGAAAGAUAAACUGUGAACUGCAGCAGUUCAGCUAUAAAAAACAGGCCUUUGAUGUAUCGAAGGCCACAAGAACGAGCCGUCCGGAUAUUAGGCGACUCGAGUUCUCUAUCUGUCCGUAUCCGUUCUAUUCUUUUUCGCUUUAUAUAUAUAUAUAUGUAUACAUAUAUAUUAUAUACACGCGAAUGUGUAUAUCGCACUCUGUAUAUUAAUUUAAAUUUAUUUUACGAUUACACUCUAUAUAUCAGAAAUAAA
Messenger RNA from Wasmannia auropunctata (little fire ant), 2692 nucleotides. Its product is annotated as transmembrane protein 184C. Lineage: Eukaryota; Metazoa; Arthropoda; Insecta; Hymenoptera; Formicidae. Gene Ontology annotation, molecular function: transporter activity. The record is from RefSeq and is a predicted model, not a curated record. Bases 283 to 1578 code for a protein of 431 amino acids. Gene Ontology annotation, biological process: transport. The transcript is spliced from 7 exons.